AUGUUCGGUAAUUUUGCAAGUUUUGCACCGCAACCUACCACAGCUGAUGGUAAGCCUCGGACCAUCCCACCACCAACUCCACUCACGUUCCCUUCAAGUACACCCCAAUCGCUGGAGCAUGUUUCUUCGGACGAUGUACCCCUAGUCACGUUUCUUCAGACAAUUCAUCGGCUAACGGAUAUAAAAUUAUCCCAUUUCGAAAGGCUGGGUAUUCACGUCGUCCCAAAUGUAUCCCCUCAGGAGUUGUUACCCGAUCCUUCCUUCCUUCCCCCGGAUGAAGAAUGGACAAAUAUCUCCGAGGAAGAUUUAGAAGAUGCAACUACAGCAAGUAAAAAUCUUCUAAGUAAUGGCAAUAAAGGUCCUGGAGUGAAAGCUUAUCUGGACCGCCGAAGGGAGCUUUCGAUUGACAAUACAGCUGCUUUUCGCACUGUCCGUAGAAUUCCCCAAAUAAAAGGCACACCAGCAGCUCGCCUAGGCAAUGCGUAUGAAUUCUACAAGAAUUUGGAAGUCUUUUCGGGCUACUGGGUUGACACUUCUCUACCAAAAAUCACCACCCCACCUUCUGACGCUGCCGAACAUGUUGCUGAGAAUCAAAACGGGGUAACCGAAGAAGGUGAAGCUGCAAUCCCGCUCCACCAACAAACCCACGUUCGGACUGGCACUGGUUCCCAGCUUCCUCACGAAUUCCGUCAAGGUCUUACGACUUCCUUCGUAAAACUUGUCGCCUACGACUUCGGCUGUAACGUUUCGUUUCCACGUGUCGAACCUCGUCUCCACAUUCAUCCACCAAAGUCAGAAUCCAUAUUCCCUCCAUCUCAGUUUUCCGCUAUGGGUAUCACUAUGAUAUACCGUUCUCCUACCGACCGAAACUCCUCUCGCGCAGGAAUUCUUGAAGGACCCUUAGCAGCUCUCUCAUGUCGGUCGUCAACAUCAUUCAGCACUCCCCUCGACUCUAACCUAGAUCUUGCUCGUGAAGUAAUCACGAUUCUGCUCACGGCCCAACAACGGAAUCGUGAAGGAAAAUCUGAAAAGCCCUUUGGUGAGGGAAAAUGGUGGACUAGUGUUCCUCGCUGGGGCGGUGGGAAAGGUGGUCCUAUUGGCAAAGAAAUCGAAGCAACCUCUUCUAGCUCUUCAUCCGCCUCUUCAUCUUCAGGAGACAAAUCUAUCAUGUCUGAGAUCAAAUCCAAAAUCACUUCUUCUUCGUCAGAAGAUAAAUCCCUUAUGUCCGAUAUCAAAUCUAAAAUCGGCGGUAUAAAUUCCCUCCCUUCUCUUCAAUCCAUCACUUCGGAAAGACGCCCCCCGCAGAAGAAACCCCGCACAACGCGUCAAGGUGGCCAAUCUCAGAUGUACGAAAAUUACCGCAAAAUGGUGCCCCCGACCAGCACGUGGGACAAAAAGGUACGUUACAUGGCAAUUGGCAAACCGGGUGGUGUAGGAGGGGAUUGGGACGAGGUGUUCUUGGUUAGCUCUUUGAAUCAUCAUAUCAGUUUUCUGAGGGGAAGGGUUGGGAAGGAGAUUCUAGAGGUUCUGGAUGGAGAAAGGGAUGGAAAAGGGGGAUAUGAGAGAACAGUGAUUUGGAGGACGAAGUGGUAUGAUUUGUUCAAGGGGGAAGAUAGGGUGGAGGCUAUGCGUGUCAUCUGGGGAAUAAUGGCUUGGGGAAUGAGGGGUGAGGAAGUCGGAGAGGGAAAGAUGGACGGAGAAGGAGAAGAGAAAAUGGACAUGGGUAAGUAA
This is a messenger RNA of Botrytis byssoidea, 1731 nucleotides long. RefSeq lists its product as uncharacterized. The transcript is spliced from 2 exons. Lineage: Eukaryota; Fungi; Ascomycota; Leotiomycetes; Helotiales; Sclerotiniaceae. Bases 1 to 1731 code for a protein of 576 amino acids. The record is from RefSeq and is a predicted model, not a curated record.